UCUCAAAAAACAUACCUCAUGUCUUGACAUGGUCCCAGCACCUACUCCUUAAUAAACUUCUUCUCAUUUUAUGCAAAAAUCACCCAACUUUCAUUUGCACCAAAGUCAUAACAAAAGUCUUUGUUUUCAAACAAUUCAUUCAUUGCAAGGUUAGCUGAUGUGCAUGUGCCCUUAUGCAGCAGGGAAAAUGUUUACCAGAUCAUACACAUUUACACAUACAUAAAUUAAUCAAGAGCCUAGGGGACAGAACCACACUUAAGAUCCAAGAGAUUUUAUUUUAAAGUAUUAAAGAACAUUAGUGCUUCUACUUUAAUGGGGUCUGAUUAGCUUUGUUAUUAUUGUCAUCUGUCAGUUCUGUCCUUUGCAGUUUGGCCUGAUUUGUUCUGGUCUGCUCUCAGUGCUUACAUUAAUACAAGACUGCAAGGCUUUCUUCUUCUAGUGAGUUCUUAGUGUCAUUACUCUUCUUGUUUUGGAUUAAUUAUGGAAAGGUUGAAACUUUGGCAAUUCUGAAACAAGGGUCAGGAGAAUUUCAAGAAGAGAGAGCUAUGAUGAAGCAUAAUUCAGCAAUGAAGAAUGAAGAAGAGACUUUGAGUGUUUCAAUCUCCACACCCCCACCAAGGUUUAGAGUUUCUGGUUCAUCUAAGUCCAAGAAUUUGCAGAAGACUGAGGUUUUGAAUGGCGGGGUUUCGGUAUCUUGUUCACCUCAAUCAAGAAGAGCUAAUUCAGUGCCUCCUAGAGAUGCUGUUCAGAAUGGUAGUAGUAGCCAAAAGAUGAUUAGGAGGUCAAUUUUGAAUAACAGGCCUAAAUCUGGAGAAGGGUGUGUUUCUGGGUCUCAAGGUGGUAGAGAAUUUGAAGAGAUUAAGGUUGUGCAUAGGUCUGUCAGCCGAGGUGUUGUUGAGUCGUAUGCUCGACCUAACAAAAACACGAAAAAGAGGAGUGAUAUAGAUAUGGUAGAUGUGAAGAAGGUACUUGAGGAAAAGCUUGACCAAAAGGAGAUUUUGAUUAGGGAGUUGCAGUCUGAGGUAUUGGAAUUGAAGGCAGAGUUAGGUAGAUCACAGAGCUUGAAUGCUGAGCUUCAAUCACGAAACAAGAAGCUCUCCGAUGACCUUGCUUUAGCUGAAGCUAAGAAUACUGACCUAACUACUACCAAGGAGAAGGAUUUGGUUGCAGAAAUUCCCAGUUCCAAAUUCAAGGACAUUCAGAAACUAAUUGCCAACAAGCUGGAAAGUUCGAUGGCUAAAAAGGAUAGUGUCAUUGAAACGAGUACUAAAAUCGCCCCAACAGCUGCAACAAGAAGUCCAGGGGCUGGCAUUGCAAAUGUACAACCAAAAUUUUAUGAUUGCCCUUCUAACCUGCCACCGCCACCUCCUCCACCCCUGCCACCACGGCGAGCUGCUAAAGCAGCUUCCCCCAGAAAGGCUUCUCCAGUCGUAGAAAUGUUCCAGGCCUUGACAACAAAAAAGGGUAAAAACCCUUCAGUGGGUGGAAAUUACAGUAAACAGAUUGCUAGUAGUGCACAUAACAGCAUUGUUGGAGAAAUACAAAAUCGUUCAGCACAUCUGUUAGCUAUAAAAUCAGACAUCGAAACCAGAGGAGAGUUUAUAGAAAGCCUCAUCCAGAAAGUCCUGGCUGCUGCCUAUCAAGACAUCGAAGAUGUUCUUCAGUUUGUGGAUUGGCUUGACAACGAACUCUCAUCACUGGCUGAUGAGCGAGCAGUACUGAGGCAUUUCCAGUGGCCUGAGAAGAAAGCCGAUGCCAUGAGAGAAGCUGCAAUUGAGUAUCGGAGUCUUAAACUGUUAGAAACCGAAGUUUAUUCCUACAAGGAUGAUACAACUGUUCCAUGUGGAACUGCCUUGAAGAAGAUGGCCGGCUUACUAGAUAAGUCAGAGCGGAGCAUACAGAGACUAAUCAAACUGCGUAACUCAGUCAUGGCAACUUACAAGAACCACAAGAUACCAACUGACUGGAUGCUGGACUCCGGGACUGUUGCCAAGAUAAAGCAGGCUUCAAGAAUGCUUGCGAAGAUGUAUAUGAAGCGGGUCAUCUUAGAGCUAGAGUCCUUUCGAUACUCAGAAAGAGAAUCAACACAAGAAGCAUUUCUGCUUCAGGGUGUGCAUUUCGCAUAUAGGGCUCACCAGUUCUCAGGAGGUCUAGAUUCAGAAACCCUGUGUGCCUUCGAAGAGAUCAGGCAGCGCGUUCCAGGGCAUCUGCAGAGUUCUCGAGAAAUCUUUUCUGCAAUACCAUUGUCAUAAAGGGAAGGUGAUAAAUCCUUGUAAAUGCAAAUAAUGCACCCUGUCAUUAGUAUCACUGCAUUUCCCUUUGCCAUGAUCAGAAGAUUGUGAAAGAGCUUGCAGACAGAGAUCAACCAUAUGGAAAAUGAAAAGAUAGACCAAUGUUGCAAUAAAUAUUACAUUAUUAUCCUUCUUUUUCAUAUGAAUAACAAUAAAAUUUUGAUAUAGACUGUCAAUGUAAUAUAAUCUAAAUGCUGUAAUAGUUCUUCCAUAUUAACUUUAGUUCUCAUAUGACUAAAA
This is a messenger RNA of Daucus carota subsp. sativus, 2531 nucleotides long. Its product is annotated as INCREASED PETAL GROWTH ANISOTROPY 1-like protein 1. Bases 546 to 2252 code for a protein of 568 amino acids. Gene Ontology annotation, biological process: chloroplast organization. Gene Ontology annotation, cellular component: chloroplast outer membrane. The record is from RefSeq and is a predicted model, not a curated record. NCBI's taxonomy places the organism in Eukaryota, Viridiplantae, Streptophyta, Magnoliopsida, Apiales, Apiaceae. The transcript has 8 exons.